AUGUCAACGUCAAUCUCCAUCCUUCCGCCAUCACCCAUCCCUCUUCUAACAUCGGUCGCAUCGUACAGACAAUGGCGACAAAGAGCCUUCGAUGAGGGGAAAUCUGUGGGCUUCGUGCCGACCAUGGGAGCUCUUCACGACGGACAUCUGUCUCUUGUUCAGAGGUCACUGGCCGAAAAUGAGCUGACAGUUCUUUCCAUCUUUGUGAACCCAGCCCAGUUCGCCCCGCAUGAAGACCUAGCCACGUACCCUCGCACUUUACCAGGAGACCUGGAGCUCCUUACAGCACAGCAGGUUACUGUGGGCGAGACUGUGAGGAAAGCCUCUGCCAUAUUUCUACCCUCGGUCCAGGACAUGUAUCCAUCUGGUAUAAGCCAAGAUGUUUCGACACAAAAGGGAGCGUUCGUCGAGAUGAAGGGAUACGGACAUCAGAUGGAAGGCGCAAGCAGGCCGACAUUUUUCCGGGGCGUGGUGACGAUUGUAACCAAGCUAUUCAACGUGGUCCAGCCUACAAAUGCGUAUUUCGGUCAGAAAGAUAUUCAGCAAGCCUUACUUCUUCGGAGACUCUGCAAGGACCUGCUUUUCCCACACCCCGAAGCUGACCACGUCCAUAUUGUCCCCACGACCCGUGACCCGAACGAUGGGCUUGCUCUAUCGUCCAGAAACGCAUAUCUCUCUGCCAAUGAGCGGAAAUUUGCACCUGCGAUUUACAAGGCCCUACAAUACGCCAAGUCCGCGUGGUCGAACGGCGAAUCCAAGGACCGAUGCAUUUCAAAAGCUGUCUCUGUCAUCGACGAAGUAAAAGCACAGGCUGCCAUAGACGGAGUGGAUAUGCGGCUGGAUUAUAUAGAGAUGAAUGAUUCGGAGACAUUCGACGUCUUGGAUGCGUCUUCGAACUAUCAGUUGGCAGGAGAUAUACCUGUGAUUCUGAGCGGUGCGCUAUGGGUUGGGAAAACGAGGUUGAUCGACAAUAUCGUAGUUGGUGACCUCAAACGUAUAAUAAGAUAGCUCACAAAUAGAUGCGGGUGUGGCAAGAUUAUUAAAUGCUGAAGCGCAUCCAGAGUCAGACUAGCUACUGUCCGAUCCUCUAGAAAUUGCCGAGCCACAUAUCUCCUUCACCUCCAACUACCAGUACCUUCCGCGAUCGCCAACCACCGUGACGAUGGCCCGGGCGCAUUCGAGAGUGAUGCUAACGAACGGCACUUUGCCAUCCACUCAACUCAAUCAAUUUUCGGCGGUACACCCUUUCACUCAGCAG
Molecule: messenger RNA, 1258 nt
Organism: Suillus fuscotomentosus
Lineage: Eukaryota; Fungi; Basidiomycota; Agaricomycetes; Boletales; Suillaceae
Product: Pantoate-beta-alanine ligase
Exons: 3
Coding region: 1-1008 (335 amino acids)
Biological process (GO): pantothenate biosynthetic process
Molecular function (GO): pantoate-beta-alanine ligase activity
Source: RefSeq, a predicted model, not a curated record